Messenger RNA from Solea senegalensis (Senegalese sole), 7132 nucleotides. It is a transcript of the gene tpp2, whose product is annotated as tripeptidyl peptidase 2. The coding region runs from base 38 to 3940 and encodes 1300 amino acids. The record is from RefSeq and is a predicted model, not a curated record. The transcript has 29 exons. Gene Ontology annotation, biological process: proteolysis. Lineage: Eukaryota; Metazoa; Chordata; Actinopteri; Pleuronectiformes; Soleidae. Gene Ontology annotation, cellular component: cytosol. Gene Ontology annotation, molecular function: tripeptidyl-peptidase activity; serine-type endopeptidase activity.
AAUUUCAGUGCUUUGUUUUCCGUGUCCCUCUCUGAACAUGGCUGCUCACUCUACUGAAGAGCCGUAUCCCUUCCACGGGCUGCUCCCUAAGAAAGAAACCGGUGCCACUUCUUACCUCACGAGGUUUCCAGAAUAUGAUGGCCGAGGCGUGCUCAUCGCUAUCCUCGAUACCGGCGUGGACCCCGGGGCUCCGGGCUUGCAGGCCACAACUGAAGGGAAGCCAAAGAUCAUCGAUAUUAUCGAUACAACAGGCAGCGGUGAUGUGAACAUGACCACAGUGGUGGAACUUAAAGAUGGGACAAUCACAGGCCUGUCUGGUAGAAUACUUAAGAUCCCUACUGCCUGGGUCAAUCCAUCAGGGAAAUAUCACAUUGGAGUUAAAAAUGGCUAUGAGUUCUUUCCCAAGGCUCUUAAGGAAAGAAUACAGAAAGAGAGAAAGGAGAAGAUAUGGGACCCGUCACAUAGAGCAGCACUCGCUGAGGUUUCUCGCAAGACAGAAGAGUUUGACCUCUCUCACCCUACACCCUCACAGAUGGAGAAGUUGCAGAAAGAAGAGCUGCAGAGUCAGACAGAGCUGUUGGCAGCACUAGAAAAGAAGUACAUUGAUCCUGGUCCUGUUUAUGACUGUGUGCUUUGGCAUGACGGCGUCACAUGGAGGGCCGUAGUGGACACAUCUGAAUGUGGAGAACUGUCUCAGUGCAGUGUACUGUGUUCUUACAAAGAGACACAACAGUAUGCCACUUUAGGAAAUGCAGAGAUGCUUAAUUACUCUGUUAAUAUAUAUGAUGAGGGAAACACACUCUGCAUUGUCACCAGUGGAGGGGCUCAUGGGACACAUGUAGCAAGCAUAGCAGCAGGUUACUUCCCAGAGGAACCAGAGCGCAAUGGAGUUGCCCCCGGUGCUCAAAUCCUGGCCGUGAAGAUUGGAGACACUCGUCUUAGCACCAUGGAAACAGGCACAGGACUUAUCCGUGCAAUGAUUGAAGUUAUCAACUACAAGUGUGACCUGGUUAACUAUAGCUAUGGGGAAGCCACCCACUGGCCCAAUUCAGGGAGGAUUUGUGAUGUCAUCACAGAGGCUGUGCAGAAGCACAACGUCAUAUUUGUUUCAAGUGCAGGAAACAAUGGCCCCUGCCUCUCUACAGUUGGCUGUCCAGGAGGAACCACUACUAGUGUCAUAGGAGUUGGAGCGUAUGUGACUCCAGACAUGAUGGUGGCAGAGUAUUCCCUGAGGGAGAAGCUGCCUCCCAAUCAAUACACCUGGUCAUCCAGGGGCCCCACUACAGACGGGGCCCUGGGGGUCAGCAUCAGUGCCCCUGGUGGUGCAAUUGCAUCUGUGCCCAACUGGACUCUCCGUGGUACUCAGCUUAUGAAUGGCACAUCCAUGUCAUCUCCCAAUGCCUGUGGAGGCAUUGCACUAAUCCUCUCAGGACUGAAGCAGAAUGGAAUCCGUCCCUCUGUUCCUGCACUCAGGAGAGCGCUGGAAAACACAGCUUUGAAGGUUGAGGACAUUGAAGUCUUUGCACAGGGCAAUGGAAUAAUCCAGGUGGACAAGGCGUUAGACUACCUCACUCAACACAACUCUUUACCCACAAAUAACCUUGGCUUCUCCAUAAGCAUUGGAACACAGAGAGGCAUUUACCUCAGAGAUCCAGCCCAGGUUCUUGCACCUUCAGACCAUGGAGUAGGAAUUGAACCCGUGUUCCCAGAGAACACAGAAAACUCGGAGCGAAUCUCCUUGCAGCUACACUUGGCACUCACGUGUACUGCCCCAUGGGUCCAGUGUCCCUCUCACCUAGAGCUGAUGAAUCAGUGUCGCCAUGUCAAUGUCCGCAUCGAUCCCGUUGGACUGAGAGAGGGAGUGCACUACACAGAGGUGUGUGGGUACGAUACAGCAGCACCAACUCAUGGCCCACUGUUCAGAGUCCCAAUAACGGUUAUAAUCCCAACCAAAGUGAAAGAUGGUCGUAAUCAGGAGGUGUGUUUCUCAGACAUGCACUUCAGACCAGGCCAGAUCAGACGCCACUUUAUCACUGUUCCUCAGGGAGCCUCCUGGGCAGAGAUCACAGUGACAUCUCAAUCGGGAGAAGUGUCAUCAAAGUUUGUUCUGCAUGCGGUGCACCUGGUCAAACAGAAGGCCUACAGAGCUAAUGAAUUUUACAAAUUCUCUUCACUGUUGGAGCGAGGGUCUCUGACUGAGGCGUUUCCUGUCCUGUCCGGAAAAAUAGUAGAGUUGUGCAUUGCACGCUGGUGGGCGAGUCUGGGUGACGUCAUAGUGGACUACAGUAUCUCAUUCCAUGGACUUCAUACUAGUCCGUCACCCCUGCACAUACAUGCCUCAGAGGGAGUAACGAGUUUUGAUGUGUCAUCACCUCUGAGGUACGAGGAGGUGUCACCAACUAUUACCCUUAAGUCCUGGGUUCAGCCUCUCAGACCUUUAAGUUCGAAGAUAAAAGCAUUGGGUGUGAGAGAUGUUCUCCCCAGCAACAGACAACUCUAUGAGAUUGUCCUCAGCUACAACUUUCACCAGCCUAAGACUGGUGAAGUUACACCCAGCUGUCCCAUGCUGUGUGAGCUGCUUUAUGAGUCUGAGUUUGACAGUCAGCUCUGGAUGCUGUUUGAUCAGAACAAGAGACUCCUAGGCUCAGGAGAUGCCUACCCACAUCAGUAUUCCCUUAAGCUGGAAAAGGGGGACUACACUGUGCGUUUACAGGUUCGCCAUGAGCAGUCCAGUGAGCUUGAGCGUCUUAAGGACCUGCCAUUUGUGGUUUCACACCGUCUGUCUACUACUCUUAGUCUAGACGUCUAUGAGACACAUCGAGCUGCUCUCAUGGCCAAGAAGAAGGCUAACUCUAUCACUCUGUCUCCGGGUGCCACUCAGCCAUUCUAUGUCACAGCCCUGCCAGACGACAAGAUCCCCAAAGGCACAAGUCCAGGGUGUUAUCUGUCAGGCUCUCUCCUUGUCCCCAAAAGCGAGUAUGGCAAGAAAGCAGGGCAGGCCUCUGCAAAACGACAAGGGAAGUUUAAAAAGGAUAUUGUACCAGUGUUCUACCAUUUAAUCCCUGCUCCUAAUAAAACUAAGAAUGGAGGGAAGGAGAAGGACAAGGAAGGAGACAAAGAGAAAGAUGCAAAAGAGGAGUUUGCAGAGGCCAUGCGAGACUUGAAGAUUCAGUGGAUGACAAAGUUGGAUUCAAGCUCCAUCUAUGCAGAACUGAUGGAAAAGUACUCAGAUUACCUUCCUCUGCAUGUGCAAAGACUGCACCAACUGGACUCAGAGAAGGAGCGUGUCAAACAUCUCAAAGAAGUAGUUUCAGCAGCUGACAUUGUCAUCGACCACAUCGACCAGACGGCAUUGGCUGUUUAUCUCACUAUGAAGAUGGACCCCCGGCCUGAUGCUGCUGCUAUAAAGAUUGACAUGGAGAAGCAGAAGUCAUCUCUUCUGGACGCUCUUUGUAGGAAGGGCUGCGCUCUGGCCGACCAGCUGCUGCUACCCCUGACACCUGAGAAGGGUGCUGGUGCACUUGACACUGAACAGGCGGCAUUAGCAGCAGCAGCAGCAGCAGCAGCAGCAGCAGCAGCAGCAGCAGCAGCAGCAGCAGCAGCAGCAGAGGCAGAGCAGGAUGGGGUACAGGUGGCCAGCAGCUCUGAUGAUACCUCGCAUAAUGUCGCUAAAGCCCUGACAGAUACGUUUUGGGAGGUACAGAAGUGGGCAGAGCUAACAGACUCCAAGGUCCUGAUGUUUUCAUAUAAACACGCUCUUGUGAACAAGAUGUAUGGCCGAGCCUUAAAAUAUGCCUCAAAGAUGGCGGAGGAGAAGCCCAGCAAAGAGAACAUGAAGAACUGUUUCCAGCUAAUGCGACAUCUCCGAUGGACACAUUGUGCUACCUUCUGUGAGAACUCGCUCCCUGUCAUGUACCCAACUGACUACACACUUUUCUAAAUGCACACAUAAAUGAACAGCAUGGCCACACAUGGCCCAUUACAUGGGAAGUUCAGUAUCAGGUCCCUCAGGGUCACAUGGUUUUUCCAUUCAAAUUCAGAUGUAUGCCAACACCAAAAUCAAGAACACUUAAAAAUGGUUUGAGGUACUUGACACCUUACAUGGAGAGGAAUUAUGUCCAUCCAGUUGGUGGAGCUGUUUUGUUGAACUUUACAGAUUGACACAUUGACUUCCUCAGCUGUUUGUUUGAAUAUUGCCAACUGCAAUGCUCUUAGUGAGUUUUGUAGCUCAGUGGGAUUCUAGUUUUUAUUUUGGUGUUGUCUACACAUUUGGAAGCUUUCACUUUACUCACUGCCCUCUGCUGUCUGGGCUCCAUGUCAUACCAGUAACUUCAUUUUAUCUUGUAAAUACUGUGAAAGGGGGCCACACGGUUGUAGUGGUUAGCGCUCUUGCCUUUGCAGCAAGAAGACCUAGGGUUCGAGCCCCGGUUGGAACAAGGUCCUUUCUACAUUUCUACAUGGAGUUUGCAUGUUCUCCCCGUGUGUGCUUGGGUUUUCUCCGGGUUCUCCGGCUUCCUCCCACAGUCCAAAAACAUGCAAUAUGGGGAUUAGGUAAAUCGGACACUCUAAAUUGACCAUAGGUGUGAAUGUGAGAGUGAAUGGUUGUUUGUCUCUGUGUGGCCCUGCGAUGGACUGGUGACCUGUCGCCCUAUUUCAGCUGAGAUUGGCACAGCACCCUCCGCGACCUUCCGGUGAAGGAUAAAGUGGUGGAUGGAUGGAUGGAAAUACUGUGAAAGGGCCUGUGUGGACUCCACGGGACAUAUCCCAAAUCUCUCUUUCUAAAAACAAAUUGUGAUCAUAUAAACACAAGCAAACAACGUAAUUAUACUUCAGUGGGAAGAUGCAAGGACUCGCUGCUGCAUGUUUGGACAUACAAGAGCACACACAGUCUGUCUGGUCCCAGAAUCAAGAAGCAGAACUUAUUAUUAUUUAUUUCAUGCUGACUGGGAUCAUACGGUAUUGUUUGGUCUUGUCUGUUCUUGUCACAAACACAGUCUCAGAAUGCACAGCAGUGCUAAGGUGCCUUUUUACAUGUACCUUUACUGAUGGGCUGAAAGAUGUGCAAGAGGUUUAAUAAAACAAAGUUGCGGACUCACCAGUGUCCAUCAGCGUUUUAGCCACUUGCAGUCAUUUCGCCCAUCAGUCUUUGUUGUCAAAAGUGAUUCUGUUGCUCAUAUCAGCAGUGUGAUGUGUCCAUGCACUGAAUCAGGAAGUCGCACUACUUCUACUAUAGUUCAGGCCUUUUUAACUGAGAUUGUAUGAGGAACUGACAUACCAUAAUUAGCUGAUGGAGCUGCCCCCGUGCCAAAAACCUGCUUGAGAGACUGAAGCACAGUAGCAGUGAAGACAUGGAUGCCAAGAUGUCAAUCAUGUGUGUGUCCGUCUGAUGCAGUCCUUUGUUUGUUUACAAAAACUUAAUAAGAUAUUUGUGCAGUUGCAUUCAUCCCUCAGCUAUAAACAGCCCUUUCAAAAAAGACAAUCAUAAUUAGUAUCAUAUUGGCUCCUCCCAACCACACGUUAAAAGAUGAUUUUCCUAAUGGACUGCAGGAGAGUAAGCAGUUGAUAAACUCCAGGCUGUCGAGGUAAAAUUUUAAAUAUAUUCUUAAGGUGGUCACGCUUGAUUCGACUGAGGGACUUUCUAUAAGGAGUUGUACUUGCUUCUUGGUAUAGAGGGUGGUCGCAGUGCGGACUGUGUCAGUGCUUCAUACAACUACUCCAAAAAAACAAAACAAAAAUAAAACACCUUGAACUAUACCAGAGUUGAUCACCCAGAUCACACUGCUGUUAUCUGAACGCCACGUUUGACAACCAUCAAACAGACCUCAAACACAACAGAUGCAAGUGCAAGCAGUGGCAGGAUAAUGAGAUCUUCAUUGUACAAAUGAUCACAUAGUCGUAGAUAUUUUUAUGUUGCACUUGUACCCUGUCGAAAUGAUGUACAGACGAGCAUAACAAACAUUUAAAUGCAAUAGGUAUAUAAUACAAAUGUUAUUAGAAUUGAUGUAUUUUUACAUAUAUGCAUGUCUCUGAAGAUGUAAGCAAAACUAGUUUUAUUGGGAAGCAGAUUUUAGUUUCUUUAAAUCUAAAUGGUUAGGGUUAGGGUCUUCAUGUGGCCCUGUGAUGGACUGGCGACCUGUCCAGGGUGUAACCCGCCUAUCGCCCUAUGUCAGCUGUGAUUGGCACAGCACCCACUGCGAUCCUCAUGCGGCAGAAGAUGGAUGGAUGGUUUUAAUUUAAAAGAUUUUGACAAUAAUCUCUUAUCUUAAGUGUAUUGGUGAACGUUAUUUCAAGUUUUGCAAUCAUCUUCCAGUUGGUGACAGUGUUCAACAAAAAAACACAACAUUAUCAUCAUAUCGCAUCAGAGAUAACAGGUGGUGUUCUGACAGGGAAGUUUUUUGUUCUUUGUUGUUUGUGGCAGCACCAUCACGGUUUUUGUGCUUUAAUCAGAAUAGUCGUAUUUUAUUCAAAUCAACAGUUGGGGGCUUCUUUGAUAAACUUUAAUAUUGCAAUUUUCAAUCAGAGAAACUGCAAGCCCAAACAUAUACUUGUGAAUGUUUUAAUGUGGAAAAUUGUGUUUAUUGUCAUGAAUUAUACAUUGAGUGUGAAAGGUGAUGCCGCAGAAUCAGUCUUCCCUGUCACACCAGUAAGGUUUCCAGUAAGGUAAAUGUAAAAGCAGGUGUAUUGUUUGUCCUCAUGUUAAUGAAAUCCUAUUUUUAUGGGAUGGCCUGUUCAUGUGUUCGGAUUUGAUUGAGACAAACUAAAUGUUAAGGGCUUUGCAGUUGACAGUAUGUGUUGCCAAUGUUAUCUCCAAGAACAGCCUUAACCUUUCACCUCUGGACUGCACCGUCUACUUCUGUCACCACACAUCUCAUAUUUCAUAUCUAUUGCUCUUAUGCUGUUGGUGUCAUGAAACACUUCAGAACUGCUUCUUCUGGAUGUUGAUUGUUUAUAUUUAUAGUUAUCAAUCCUAGUAAUUGCAAAUAUUUUACAGAAUGUUAAAGGGAUAUGAGGUUGUGUAUGCUGACAGUAUUAUUUUAUACCCAUUCUUACCUUGUUUGUGUCAGAUAGACCUGAGCUUCUGUUUUAUGGUCACAAGCAAGGAAAUCACUGAAUAAAAAUGAUUUGGAAAAUU